AUGGUGAACAACCGUUUUACUCGGCAGUUGACGCUCGACACCACAAUCGAGGGCCAAAUUAGACAUCGGCGUAAACUUUCCAAGGAUCUCUUUUUUAUUGAUGUCCUACUUGACAAUGGCAACAAAGACCAGAUUCUAUUUCGAAGCGAUGACGGCUCUUUGACUCGAGAGGGUGUGCAAGAUAUCUAUCGUUCUGUCAAACAAGGGGAUGUGGUGCGUGCUGUUGUAGGUCUUCCCACCGAUCCAUCCGAAUAUGACAGCAAGAGUUUCAACGUAUGGCAAUCCACAGCACCUCUCAUUGUGAUACAACCCUACACUGAUACCAAGACAUUUGUUGCCGAUCCUCCUUUGGGUAGCAGCGGUCCCAAACAAACAAUUCGACGUUGGGAUGGAUCACAAAAGGCCAAGUCUGAAAUGUAUUGCAAGUAUUGGAUCAAUCAACGAGAGUGCGUUCGCUUGCCCAAUUGUCCAUUUUUGCACCCAACGGAAGAAGAGUACAUGGCUGCACGAGAAGCUUGGAUUGAAGAAAGAAUGGCUGCACGCAAAAUUACAACACACAACCCGCAUGAUCCUCACACUUCAAAGAAAUCACAUGCUCAACGUGCUAUGGUCUUUGCGCAGUGGAUUCAUGAGACGUUUGGAGAUUAUCUAUUAUCGGAUCAAGUGCGCCGUGGUGUAUUGGAUAUUGCUGGUGGCAAAGGCGACGUAUCCAUGUUCCUGAGCCAUGGAUACAAUAUCCCGGCAACCGUGGUAGAACCGGAGACAAGGAAACAACCUCGCCAUUGGUACACGCGUUUACGUAGGCUCACUUGUAGAAUGGUACGAGGCGAAGCUCCCGAUUGUACGGUACCUAUGGAAGAGAAAUGGCCUUAUGAUUUGGAACCUACAUACCUAGCAACAUUGAUGAACGAUGCCUUUCUCGAGAAUUAUCCUGAGGUGGUUGAACAAGCUGGGCUUUUGAUUGGUUUGCAUUCAGAUCAAGCGACUGAACCUAUUGUUGAUGCUGCUCUCAAAAUGGGCAAACCUUUUGCUGUCAUUCCUUGUUGUGUAUUCCAUCAUGAAAAUCGGCAUCGACGUUUAUCCAAUGGCAACGAAGUCGUCACCACUGAAGAUUUUAUUCAAUACUUGAGCGAAAAAGAUACCCAUGGACAAGGUGUCAUUGAAAAAGCCUAUCUUGGUUUUGAAGGCAAGAAUGUCGUGCUUUUUUGGAGACCUUAUGUGACAUCACAAUAG
Lichtheimia ornata is the source of this 1233-nucleotide messenger RNA. RefSeq lists its product as uncharacterized. Gene Ontology annotation, molecular function: metal ion binding. Lineage: Eukaryota; Fungi; Mucoromycota; Mucoromycetes; Mucorales; Lichtheimiaceae. The record is from RefSeq and is a predicted model, not a curated record. The coding region runs from base 1 to 1233 and encodes 410 amino acids. The transcript has a single exon.